UGAUCUUCCUUAUCAGUUGAACUAUAAGUAGUGGGAAUAUAUAGUAUAAACCAAAAGCAUCGAUGGUGGAAGUAGGUGAAGAGAUAGUGAUUGUGGGAGGUGGAAUAGCUGGCCUCGCAACAUCCUUAGGACUUCACAGGUUGGGUAUAGGAAGCUUAGUAUUGGAAGCAUCGGAUAAUUUGAGGAGCGCAGGAUUUGGGUUGACGGCAUUUACCAAUGCUUGGAAGGCAUUAGAUGCCUUGGGCAUUGCUGACCUUUUGCGGCAACACCAUUUAAGGCUUCAUGGGAAUGUGACCAACUCAGCAAUCUCGGGACUUCAAACUUCAGAAUUGCCAUUUAAGGCCGAAGGGAAACAUGGGGGUAUGGGAACUGAGGAGCACAGAGGAGACCAUGAAGUUCGUUGUGUGAGAAGGAAUUUGCUAUUGGAAGCCCUUGCAAAGGAACUCCCAUCUGGGACCAUUAGGUACUCCUCGAAGGUGGUCUGUAUUGAGGAAUCAGGCUUCUUUAAGCUGCUGCAUCUUGCUGAUGGAACCAUCCUCAAAGCCAAGGUGUUGGUUGGGUGUGAUGGAGUGAACUCAGUGGUGGCAGAUUGGCUGGGCUUCAAGAAACCUGCUUUUGCUGGGAGAUAUGCCCUCAGAGGCUGUGUAGAUUUCAAGUGUAGUCAUGGAUUCGAGCCAAACUUCAUGCAGUUCUUCGGAAAAGGUGUUCGGUCGGGUGCCAUCCCUAUGGAUGAUACUACUGUUUAUUGGUUUGUCACUUGGACUCCAUCUAGCCAUGAGGAAGAGCUAGAACAGGACCCAGCUAAAGUAAAGCAACUUGUGUUGAGUAAGCUGGGAAAAGUACCUGAUCAAUUCAGGGCAAUUAUAGAGAACUAUGAACUGGAUGGUUUUAAACCAUUGCCAUUGAGAUACAGACAUCCUUGGGAGCUACUAUGGGGAAAUAUCAGCAAAGGCAAUGUCUGUGUAGCCGGCGAUGCACUCCACCCCUUGACACCAGACAUUGGGCAAGGCGGGUGUUCUGCCUUGGAAGAUGGUGUCGUUUUAGCCAGGUGUCUUGCUGAAGCUUUACUGAAAGAACCAACUGGAGAAACAAAAGAGAAAGGUGAAGAAGAAGAUCAAAAGCAUGAAUAUGAGAGGAUUGUGAUGGGGCUAAGGAAGUACGCCAAAGAGAGGGCAUGGAGAAGUAUUGAGCUCAUCAGUGCGUCUUAUAUGGCUGGUUUUAUACAGGAGAGCCAUGGAAAAAUGAUGACCUUCUUGAGAGAUAAGGCAUUGGUUGGAUUCUUGGCAGGUUUCUUGUUGAAAAUGGCUGAUUUUGAUUGUGGGAAGCUUAUCAUUUCUUGAAUGCCAACUUAUAAACAUGCUUGCACAAUAUAUAUGUUAACAAAUUUUCUGGAGCUGACGACUUGGAAUCCCGGACGUCACCGUGUACCAAAGCUCACAAGGUUGACGAAAUUCAAAUGAGAGUUCUUCAAGUUGUCUGCAAAACAAAAGGGGUCGUCGGGGUGUCCCGGCAACGCCUCCUCCGACGAUCAAGUUAGAAUCGGUGGGAGAAAACCUCCUUAGAAAGAAGAAAUUCAUGUGUUUUUUAGAAGAAGAUACCUCUCUUUUUUAUCAGCCCCAAACCUUUUAUAUGUCUGCUCUCCUUAAAUGUCCUUCACGUCAACAUUUAUUACUCGAAUAUGCUUUUCUUUUCCUUCAUUAAUUUGAGCCCAUGAACCCAGGCGCUUAUACCGAAUCGUCCCUACUUUCUCUGAUCGGCGACGGGCAAUCAUCGAUUAAUAAGACAAAAAUAUUAAUUAGGGAGAAUCUCCCACUUCAUUUCAAACAGCUCCUCUCUUAGCUAUAGGCUCCAGCUCAACUCUCUAUCAUUUUAAUCAAUGGCGGGAAAUUCCUUAACAAUAUACGUAAAUGUCUGUCUAUAUAUAUGUAUAUGUAUAUGAUGCUGUGUAAAAAUCAAGUUUUCUUUCCUCGUGAACAAUAAUAAAUCAGAUUGAUCGAGCGAUAUAGUACUGUUGUUUCCCUUCA
Molecule: messenger RNA, 2024 nt
Organism: Alnus glutinosa
Lineage: Eukaryota; Viridiplantae; Streptophyta; Magnoliopsida; Fagales; Betulaceae
Product: monooxygenase 3-like
Exons: 6
Coding region: 63-1340 (425 amino acids)
Molecular function (GO): FAD binding
Source: RefSeq, a predicted model, not a curated record